Molecule: messenger RNA, 953 nt
Organism: Xiphophorus maculatus (southern platyfish)
Lineage: Eukaryota; Metazoa; Chordata; Actinopteri; Cyprinodontiformes; Poeciliidae
Gene: tyrobp
Product: TYRO protein tyrosine kinase binding protein
Exons: 5
Coding region: 354-680 (108 amino acids)
Biological process (GO): neutrophil activation involved in immune response; positive regulation of natural killer cell activation; microglial cell activation involved in immune response
Cellular component (GO): cell surface
Molecular function (GO): signaling receptor binding
Source: RefSeq, a predicted model, not a curated record
AUUAAAAUUACAACAUGAGGUGAAUUAUGGCUUGAAAGCAGGAGGUGAAAUUGACACUUUCUAUUCCAGCGACUACAGGUGCCAUAGAUAUGAUAUGUAACAGAAAAAAGGCAAAACAGAAAGACCACUUCCUCUUUUGUCAGUGGACUCCCACUUUGUGCUCCUCCUUCUUUAACAGACUCUAGCACAUUGCAGACAAAUCUCCACCCUUGUAAUAAUAUUGGUCGUGGAGCCUGAAAUCCUUCUGACUCUCACUUCCAGCAUCUUGUUUAUGGACACCACUAAGCAGCCUUUUGGCAAAGAUCAAAACAACAGCUGGUCUUCGGAUUCUCAUUUCUCCCUCAACUGAGAAGAUGCCCGACGCUCUCUGUGUUGUGGGCUCCAUGUUCGGGUCAGAGGAAGAACAGCAAGAAUGUGGCACCUGCUACCUGAUAAACAUGGGCUCUGUGAUUGGCAUCAUUGCCUCUGACAUUCUCUUGACCAUGUUCCUCAUCAUCUCUGUGUUCUUCUUCGCAAGUCAUCACAGGAGAAGAAAGGAGCGGGAGUCUCACGACGGCAGAAGAAAUCUGUCCUUAUCUGCCUCGAAGAAGAUGACCCCAGAAGACACAGAAUCUCCAUACCAGGAAUUACAUGGAGUGCAGUCAGAUAUCUACAACGAACUUCGACACUUUAGGAAAUGACAUGCUGUGGAAAACUGUUCAAAUUCUCAACUUUAUGUCUGUGACUUACUGUAAAAUAUAUAAAAAAAUUAUGCCAAAUAACCCUUUGUAUAAUCUUACCUUGCAAUUCAUAAUUUAGCAUAAAUCUAGUGAUAAAUAGUGUGGAGUAUCUGAAUGUUGUUUCUGUAGUUAAUUUAUGUUGUGCUCAUUGAGAAUGUAGAGUGGAGCAUGGCAUUCAGUACAUGUUGUGUUUGUAAAUUCUUUUGUAUUUACCACUUCACUAAUAAAAUACAA